AUGAGACUUAAAAUAAUUAUCCAUUACCAGAAUAAUUCAACUGAAAACAUUUUGCUAUACACCAAGCCUCUUUAAACUAUAGAAGAUUUAUGCAACUAUAUAUCCAAAACUUGCCAUAUUCAGAGUCCUUAAAUUUGGAUUGAAGGGUUUAGAGUAUUGAAUGAUUAAAUUGUUGAGAAUAUCGUUACAAACGGUGAAAUUAUACAGUAUUUUUGUUAAAUUAUUUAAGGAUUGUCGAAGGAAUUGGAUCAUCAAAUAAAGCGGCAUAAAAAGAGACAAAAGUAAGAUAGAAGCAAAUAAAUCAAGUAAUUAACUUAUAUUACUUAUCUAUUCUAGAUUUAAGACAGCAGCAGUCAAGAAGAUGAUAAGCAAGUUUAAAAAAAGUAGCCUGUAAUUCAAGAUCAAAACUAAAAGUCGUAGCAUAUAAAAUCUAAUCUAAUUGUUCAACCUGGUUAGUUUUCCUCAAAAUCUUCAUUAAAAAUGAAACCAAAAAUACAGAAAAUAAUUUCUUAAUCAGAGUCUUCCUCUGAAGAUGUUCCUAUAAAAAAACCAUAAACACAAAACAAAAUGUCAAUUGCAAUAUCAACCCCGGGGGAUGAAUUAAAAAAAAGUUAAGAAGAAUGGAGAAAAACUUUUAUUAAAGGCGCCUAGAAAACAACAGAGCAAUAGACAUCUCAAUAAAAUAAAUUUAAUGUUAAAUUUAACCCUAUUUAAUCUAAUGCCUUAUAAAAUCCUGUAAAUUAAACUCAAGAAAGAAAAUAGUAAUAAAUUGGUUAAGCCACAUAAAAUACAAAGUUAAACGAAUAUAUUAAAUUACCUAUAUCCCAUAUAAAGGAUGACCCGACUUUAAUUGAAAAAAAUGACGAAGUACUUUUUAAGUACAAUUAUCUAGAUAUUGAACUAUGUUAACCUACUGUGAGUAACUUAUUAUAAGGAAAGGUUUAGGACAACUUGCAAAAAGAUAAAAAAUUAAUAAUUUAAACAAAAUAAGGCGAUAUAUUAUCAAUAUAUUAUAGUGAAAUCUAAGAAUUGCAGGUUAAUCUAGCAACAAUUUAAUCAUAAACGAGAAAAUUGGCAAUAAAAGUUUUAACAUAGGAUGAAGGUAGUAAAUAGUAAUAAUAAUAAUAAUAAUAAUAAUAAUAAUAAUAAUAAUAAUAAUAAUAAUAAUAAUAAUAAUCUGCUAAUAAUAAUUUCUCACAAUAAAAAAAAGAAGUUAUAGAUCCGUUUGGAAUUGGCUAAUAAAUUAAUUAUUAUUAUAGUGAUAAGAACUAUUCAAAAGAUGAUUUUAUUUUAUAACACUCAGCUUAAAAUUCUGAAAAAUGUAAUUAUUAUUUUAAUUUAUAGUUAUGCUAUUUAAAUUAUUAUUGAAUUUUCCAAAAGUUAAGUCAAAAAUUAAAAAUGAAGAUGAUUUGUUUGACAUUGUUGAAUUAUUCCUAAGAAAAACUUAGUAAGAUUUGGUGAAUUUUGAAAUAAAGAAAAAUGAUGAGGGAUAAUAUAUGAUCAGAAAGAAGUAAAUUUAAUGA
Molecule: messenger RNA, 1523 nt
Organism: Paramecium octaurelia
Lineage: Eukaryota; Ciliophora; Oligohymenophorea; Peniculida; Parameciidae
Source: the annotation of a GenBank genome assembly